AAUUAAAACAUACGCUGGAUUAAAAAUAAACAUUUAAAUAAUAACUAUAACGGUUGUUAAUAUCCCGGUUAUAAAACAUACAGUGUGCAUUUAUUGCUCACAAAAUUAUUUGCACCACAUAAAUCGUAUUGAACUUUGUUACGACUCCGCCUUUUAUGCUUUUGACACACAUAUGAUCCGGCUCUGCUGGUUCGGUUAUAGCACUGAUUUUCGACAGUUGAUCGGUUCAGCUGCAUACUUCUGUCCAUUUUAAUCUUCCACAGCUCUCCUCAAAUGAAUCUUUAUGCCAAGUUGUUGCUGGGCAGCAUAUGCGUUGCUUUCAUUGCGCUUCGAUGGAGUGCUCCGUCAUUUAAUAAGGAGUCCUUGAAGGGUGCCAGGGUGCUGGUGACUGGUGCCAGUACUGGCAUCGGCGAGCAGUUGGCGUACCACUAUGCCCGUUUAGGAGCCCAACUCGUUAUCACGGCGAGGAGAGAAAAUGUCCUAAAACAAGUUGUGAGUAAGUGCUUGGAAAUAGGGGCUCAACGGGCCUUGUUCAUCCCUGCGGACAUGGCGAGCGCCUCCGAUGCUGAAAGCGUGGUGCAGUAUGCCAUCGAACAGCUUGGGGGUCUGGAUUACCUGGUUCUGAACCACAUCGGGCCCAGUCCGUACAGAAUGUGGGAUGGAGACGUGGAGCACACACGAUGGCUGCUAGAGGUGAAUUUUCUUAGUUAUGCACAGAUGACUCAGAAAGCUUUGCCUACUCUUGAAAAGAGUAAAGGAUCAAUAGUUGUUGUUUCUUCCCUGCUAGGAAAAUUAUGCGGCCCCUUUGCUUUGCCGUAUGCCGCAACAAAGUUUGCACUCAACGGUUUCUUUGGAGGCCUGCAGCAUGAGCUAGCUAUGCAAAAAAGCAAUGUGUCCAUAACCAUCUGCACACUCGGCCUGAUUGACACAGAUAGCGCCAUGGAGAAAAUCAAAGGUUACAUCAAUAUGACUGCCUACCCUGCACAAGAGGCUGCCUGGAACAUUAUCGAAGCUGGAGCGUCUCGACAAUCUGAGACCUUUUACCCUUGGUACACCUUCUACGCCUGUCUCUUCAGAGACUGGUUCCCCUACUUUAGGGAUCAAGCGAUUCAAAAUUCCUACACAUAUAAUCCGCAAGUUGAUAAGGACCCAGUUACUGGAAGCUGACAGAUUCAUCGAAAUCUAUGUGUGGAGCAGAGCAUUAGCCAUUAGCGCAUGUGCUUUGACACACACCAAGCCAAUGGUGCUCAUGAGGGUGAUCAGUUCUUCUCCCUGUUGUUAAAGAUAAAAAAUAAAGCUUUAUGAUGAAAUAACAUUUAACCUGCUGAGAAAUAUUCCAUGAUUGAGGUGAUUUGUAGUACAUUACCAAGAACAUAUUGCUGCUGUAAAGCUUAAAAGAGUUUAAACAUUGUGUAUUUCGCCUGUUCACAAACUGUAUGCACAUUUUGGCAGAAGCUGUUUGUAAAGUUUGUUAAAACCCAUAUAUUUCAUGUAAUCAGGACUUUAAACUAUGUUUGUGUGUAUACUAAACUACUUAAUGUAAAGCACUCUGAACUUACCUCAUAUUUUCUUAUCAGUUACACACAUUAUCCAUGUGUCUGAGGCGAAUAUCUUGUAUAGACUCGACAAUAAAGAUGUUCCAAUAAAAGCUU
This is a messenger RNA of Carassius gibelio (silver crucian carp), 1652 nucleotides long. It is a transcript of the gene hsd11b1la, whose product is annotated as hydroxysteroid (11-beta) dehydrogenase 1-like a. Gene Ontology annotation, cellular component: intracellular membrane-bounded organelle. The record is from RefSeq and is a predicted model, not a curated record. Bases 274 to 1167 code for a protein of 297 amino acids. NCBI's taxonomy places the organism in Eukaryota, Metazoa, Chordata, Actinopteri, Cypriniformes, Cyprinidae. The transcript is spliced from 6 exons. Gene Ontology annotation, molecular function: oxidoreductase activity.